CUCCUCUCUGGCGUCCCGGCGCUCGCUCCACCGCCGCCUCUCUCUGUCUCUCUCCCUCUGCCGCAGCCGCGACGCCCGCCGCCGCCGCGCAGCGCCCCGGCCACUCUCGCGGCGGGAAGGAGCCGCCCGCUCCUGAGACAUAAAAGAGAAUUCAUAAAACUGAAGGAUUUUCGAAGAGGGUGACAAAAAGAGAAGAAAAAUGCCGAAACCAAUCAAUGUAAGAGUAACAACGAUGGAUGCUGAGCUGGAAUUUGCCAUUCAGCCCAACACAACUGGCAAACAGCUUUUUGACCAGGUGGUGAAAACAGUUGGUUUGCGUGAAGUCUGGUUUUUUGGGCUGCAGUACAUGGACAGCAAGGGCUAUUCUACAUGGCUUAAACUAAAUAAAAAGGUGACACAGCAAGAUGUUAAAAAAGAGAAUCCUUUGCAAUUCAAAUUUAGAGCUAAAUUCUUUCCUGAAGAUGUUUCUGAGGAAUUAAUUCAAGAAAUAACCCAGAGACUUUUCUUCUUGCAAGUUAAAGAAGCUAUAUUAAAUGAUGAGAUAUAUUGUCCACCAGAAACUGCAGUUCUUUUGGCUUCUUAUGCUGUCCAAGCCAAGUAUGGAGAUUAUAAUAAAGAGAUUCAUAAACCAGGCUACCUGGCUAAUGAUAGACUCCUCCCCCAGCGUGUUUUGGAGCAACACAAACUGACAAAAGAACAGUGGGAAGAAAGAAUACAGAAUUGGCAUGAAGAACAUAGAGGAAUGCUAAGGGAGGAUUCUAUGAUGGAGUACUUGAAGAUUGCACAGGAUCUAGAAAUGUAUGGAGUCAACUAUUUUGAAAUAAAAAAUAAGAAAGGAACUGAAUUGUGGCUAGGUGUUGAUGCUUUGGGUUUGAAUAUUUAUGAACGUGAUGACAAGUUAACACCUAAAAUUGGUUUUCCUUGGAGUGAAAUCAGAAAUAUUUCAUUUAAUGACAAAAAAUUUGUUAUAAAGCCGAUUGACAAAAAAGCACCUGAUUUUGUUUUUUAUGCACCUCGUUUGAGAAUCAAUAAGCGGAUUUUGGCCUUAUGCAUGGGAAACCAUGAGCUCUACAUGCGAAGAAGGAAGCCUGACACUAUUGAAGUACAGCAGAUGAAGGCCCAGGCUAGAGAAGAGAAACAUCAGAAGCAGUUGGAAAGGGCUCAAUUAGAGAAUGAAAAGAAGAAAAGAGAAAUAGCAGAAAAGGAAAAGGAAAGAAUAGAACGUGAAAAGGAAGAGCUAAUGGAACGUCUGAGACAAAUUGAAGAACAGACAAUGAAAGCCCAGAAAGAAUUGGAAGAACAGACUCGAAAAGCUCUAGAAUUGGACCAGGAACGAAGACGAGCAAAAGAAGAAGCAGAAAGGCUUGAAAAGGAGCGUCGAGCUGCUGAAGAGGCCAAGUCUGCUCUAGCGAAACAGGCUGCCGACCAGAUGAAGAAUCAGGAGCAGCUGGCAGCAGAACUUGCCGAAUUCACUGCCAAGAUUGCACUUCUCGAGGAAGCCAAGAAGAAAAAGGAAGAGGAAGCUACUGAGUGGCAACACAAAGCUUUUGCAGCCCAGGAAGACUUGGAAAAGACCAAAGAAGAGUUAAAGACUGUGAUGUCUGCCCCGCCUCCGCCUCCACCACCACCAGUCAUUCCUCCAACUGAAAAUGAACAUGACGAGCAUGAUGAGAAUAACGCCGAGGCUAGCGCUGAAUUAUCAAAUGAUGGGGUAAUGAACCAUAGAAGUGAGGAGGAACGUGUGACAGAAACACAGAAAAAUGAACGUGUUAAAAAGCAACUUCAGGCAUUAAGUUCAGAAUUAGCCCAAGCCAGAGAUGAAACCAAGAAAACACAAAAUGAUGUUCUUCAUGCUGAGAAUGUUAAAGCAGGCCGUGAUAAGUACAAGACUCUGCGACAGAUUCGGCAAGGCAAUACAAAGCAACGUAUUGAUGAGUUUGAAGCAAUGUGAGAGCUGUUAUUUUGCAUACAUGUUCUUCAUAAGCUGAACCACCAACAGAGAAAAGCAGGCCUUUGUGGAUGUGAUGGAAUGCAUCCCACCUUGCCAAAGCACUUACACCAGUCUGACUGUGGUGGCUAAAAGACAUUUAAGGGGAGCUUUUCAACAUUAAGGCAGUGUGAUACCAUGCUUGAUUUUCUUUUUCUUUUGGGCCAGGGAAUGAAGAACAGUGCUCCAUCACCUCCUUUUUCACAUUUUUCAUUUUCCGUUUUUUUUUUUUUCUGUUGAAGAUUAACACUAAUUAUCAUGUCUGACAAAUGUGUGUGUAUGAUUUAAGCACUUUGUUCAUUUUACAGGAUGAUGGUGACUUAAUGAGUGUUUAGGUAGAGCGCUCUUUCCUUCUCCUUCCGUAUUUUAGCUGCAUGUAUUUCCACAUUCUCUCUCAUUCACGUUUUCUCAGUGUGUACUUUUCAUACCUUAAUAUGCCCUCUAACCAUAGCACUGCAUGUUUUAAUCAUUGGCAGUGAUUAAAAUAAGCAUAGGUGAAAAGUCUUUGAUUAUUGUGUAGAAGAUGGCUAUGAAUCAUGAAAAGGAUUAGAGAGUUUAAUAGUGUAGUGUACAGCUUGUGGUUAAUUUUUUAAAUCUCAAUUUAAAAUAUUAUUGGAUUUUUUAAAAUUACAGUCCUCUUUGACAGAGCUGGAUUGAUUAGUGUUUCAUCUCCUGUCAUCCUUUGGUUUUCUUUGCCCACUGAUUUCACAAAGGUAUAGACAGCAGGUAGUAAGUGGUUCCCUAGGAAAGUUUAUUGAUGAAACACUACUGCAAAUAACAGUUGUCUUUGAAAGAUUUCAUAGAUUGAUUUAGAAAAACAGAUAUUUAAUAAAAGAAAUUAUGCAUUUGUUGGUAAUUGAUUGUCAUCAUUAAAAAAAAAACCCUGGACCUUUCUGGAAGGGCAGUGUAUGAAAACAUCAGUCCCAAGGAGGGGACAGUAAUACUACCUCACUACUAUACCUGCAGUGACUGGUCAUUCAAACAUAGUGAAAUGUGUAAGCUAUAUGUUUUAUAAUACAUAGAGAUACUUUCCAUCAUAAAGGAAUAUUUUUGAGAUUUCUUUUCCUUCGGAAUAUCUUAAGAGUGCUAAAUUUUAACUGCCUUUUUGUUGAACUGAACUGUGGGACUCUGAUUUGUAUUAACAUUGUAAGCUCUCACUGGUAUACUAUCUUCUGGAAGGGUGUUGUAUAUCUGAGGAAGUGUGUAUGUGUGUGUGAAUGUGUGAGAGAGAGGUUGCUUUUGUAGCAUACGACGAAUGUCUGUACCUUCAUUCUUGAUGUAAUUAUUACAUAAUCAUUUUAGCAUAUUUGGUUUCUAAAUCAUUGUGCUUAUUUUUUUCAGUCUCUAAAGAUACUUAAAUUUGGUUAGUUAAUUGUAUUUUAGAAAUUAUAAUUUUAGGUUAUAUUAAUUUCAUUUAUGUUUUACGAAGAAAUCUUUCCAGUUUAAAAGAUGUUGAAUAUUCACAUGUUCUAACAUUUUCUUUACUGUAAAACACCUAGAUUUGGAGAUAAGGAAAGCCUUGUUUUCUCUGUGUGGUUCAGCUACUUUCCAUCUGGUAUUAUGCGUUCAAAUUUACAUUUAGCUAUUAAAAUUGCCAUUUUGUUAGACAUUUUUCAUGCACAAUAGAUUUAAGUUGUGUCUGAAAGUAUCUCUUGUGCUUUUUUGAUUUUGCUGACUUUAAAAGGAUUAAUCUGGGCAGACAUUAUGAAGAGGAAAGGUUGCAUUUAAUAUAUUUUUUGGAUUGAGUAGGACAAAAGAUAACUGGUUAACCUUGAAGUGACUGUUAUACAGUGGUUGUGCACAUCCUUCAAAACACUGUGGAAGAGGAUGCUUCUUGCAGCACAUGAGAGGAAUAGAUGGUGAGCCCUGCUAUUCAUGGUUUAAAGCAUGUGUUCACUUCAAAGCAUUAAACAGUUGCCAUAAUAGGUGAAAAUUUGGAUUUCUAUUGGAUUUUUAUUAAUUUGCUUCAUUUUGAAUUGUGUGCACUACCAUUCCUACUUCAGUUUGAUAUCAGUGUUGAAAAAUUACCAGUUAUAUUUGCUGUUUAUAAUCUAUUUGUAGAUUAGGAUUAAAAUGGAUUUAAUCCAUUUUUAAAGCUGUGUGAAUUUUUCUAAACAGGAACAACUAUUUGCAGUAUGGGUUUUCAUUAAACCAAUUAUAACUUUUAUUAUUAGCAGUUGAGAAGCACAUGUUCAUAUAGCAAUGUAAAAAUAUAUUAAUGAGUAUUUGGUAAAUUCCAACAGGCUUUUCCCAUGAGCAUAAUUUUGUGUUGUACAAUUAAGUUACAUUACAUCUAUAAUUUUGGAUAACAUUCAUUGAUUAACAAUAAAGUGACAAAAGCUCA
Molecule: messenger RNA, 4331 nt
Organism: Cervus elaphus (red deer)
Lineage: Eukaryota; Metazoa; Chordata; Mammalia; Artiodactyla; Cervidae
Gene: RDX
Product: radixin
Exons: 14
Coding region: 200-1951 (583 amino acids)
Biological process (GO): positive regulation of early endosome to late endosome transport; positive regulation of protein localization to early endosome; regulation of cell shape
Cellular component (GO): cytoskeleton; apical part of cell; microvillus
Molecular function (GO): cell adhesion molecule binding; actin binding
Source: RefSeq, a predicted model, not a curated record